AUGUCAGCUGGCUCUUGGGCAGUGUCGAUGGGAUCUCAUCGAACCGGAUAUUGUCGGGUGCAAACAGCUGCUCCAGCGUCUGUCCACCCACCAACUGAUAGAUACGACUCAUCGUCGUGA
Molecule: messenger RNA, 120 nt
Organism: Cavenderia fasciculata
Lineage: Eukaryota; Evosea; Eumycetozoa; Acytosteliales; Cavenderiaceae
Exons: 1
Coding region: 1-120 (39 amino acids)
Source: RefSeq, a predicted model, not a curated record